UGGCUAUUGCAUGAAGUGUUCUUGCAGCCUCACUAGUGUGGACUGUGGAUAUCUUUCUGCUUACUGCCUUCGAGCCAGGACCCAGCGAGAGUGUGUGUGUGAGAGAGAGAGAGGAGAGGGCAAGAGAGCGACAGAGCGAGCGAGAAGGAGCGAGAGAGAGGAGUGGUGGAGGGAUUACAGUUUGGUUUCUUAUAACUGGAAAAUUACCAAAGGAGAGAACGCACCGAGUGAACGAAGGCAUCAACGUAUUUCAACGUUCGUUCGCUUCAAACGGAUUCAAGCCAGAAUGGAGCUACCUGCCGCAGGAGAGCACGUCUUUGCGGUGGAGGGUAUCGAAAAGAAGCGCAUUCGGAAGGGCAAAAUAGAAUACCUGGUAAAGUGGAGAGGGUGGUCUCCCAAAUACAACACAUGGGAACCCGAGGAAAACAUCCUUGACCCGCGCCUUCUCGUGGCGUUCCAAAACAGAGAGAGACAGGAACAGUUGAUGGGAUAUCGUAAACGUGGACCAAAACCAAAACAUCUCUUAGUCCAGCUUCCCUCGUUUGCACGGAGAUCCAGCAUCCCUGCUGGAUUUGAGGAGACGUCUCCAGAGGCCGAGAACUACCUCAGGUCAGACCCGAUCCAGACGCACCGCUCCCAGCCCCAACAGUACCAGCUGAACAGCAAGAAGCACCACCAGUACCAGCCCAGCAAACAGGAAGUCUCAGCGGACCAGCUGGGCAACGGGAAGAAGAAGUUAUUCUAUCAGCUCAACAGCAAGAAACACCACCACUACCAGCCUGACCCUAAUAUGUACAACACCCAGUCCACCAGGCCCAAAGACAUGGUCAAAGGUCAGGAACCCAGUCCGCCCACCAAUCCCAACCCUGGGUGGAACCUGCCACCGGCACUGCAGCAGAAAUGGGUUCGCGACAAAAACACGGGCUGCCUGAGCAAAGUCAAAGACGUGACGGUGGUGGAGAUGAAGAAAGCAGCGGUGCGUGUCAACGAGGCUGAGAGCGAAUGCGCCCUGAAGCCCAGCCCAAAGGAGGCAGCCCUACCCAGUGCUGUCAGCAGCAAGAUGAAGAUCAUCAAGAACAAGAACAAGAAUGGACGCAUUGUCAUCGUCAUGAGCAAGUACAUGGACGGCACAAGGCUGGGGCGGCCAAGGGGAACCACCAAUGUCCCUAAAGAGAUCUGUAAUGCCAGUUCCACGCCGGCCGCUGAGCAUCCCAAGAAACGCUCUCCAGAAGACGGACAUUUCUCCAAACCAUCGCCCAGCACGGCUGAGGAAUACAACACAGAGCCUCCCACCCCUAGCCCUAUGGACCAGACACGGACACUCCCCACCACAAAUAACGACCGCAAACGCAAGCUCUCCCACCCCGAGGAGGACAGGGGCGCGUGUAAAACGUUUCUGAGCUCCAGGAGCAUCAGUGUCCCCAGUGCUGUGCCCACUCCGCCCCAGGACAAACCCAUGGACCUCCACCUCAUUGUCCCCCGCCGGAGCAGCAGUAGCGGGUAUGGGUAUGAGAUUACGGACACCAGCAUCAGUCAGGAAGAACCUAUGGAUCUUAGCUGUUCUAGAACCAGAAAGCAACCUGAACCUGAGCCAGAGCCAGAACCGGAGCAUAAGGAUCCAACUGCAGUGGUACAGGAGUCAGAGACAACAACAACGACAACAACAACAGCAACAACAACAACAGAGGAGGCUAAAGAAGAGUCUGUCUUAAUGUUCUCUCCUUUUAUGGGCAACAUUGUCAUCACUGACAUCACCACAAACUGUCUCACGGUCACUUUUAAGGAAUACGUUUCUGUUUAACAGUCCCUGGACCUAUCGAAACAGAGGACUACUGAUUUGACGGCUUUAUCAAUAUGUGUAUAUGUAAAAAUAAACGUGAAGAUUUGUACAUAUGGAGAUUUAUAAUUUAUAAUUCAAAAUCAAUACAUUUCUUACAAUGUUUUAUACUUCAACUCUUCGGUAAUGUGGUUGCCAAGAAAGUGCCCUCAUGGAUUUCAGUGACUGCAUUCAGGUGGAUGUUAAUUACUAGUGAAAUGUCCAUUAUGAAAUAUCAAGUCAUAUAGAAUAGCUUUUGCUGUUGUGGCUUGAUGGUAUAUACCAAACAUAUACAAUCUUAGAAAAAAGGGUUUGAAAAGUUUUUUUUGUCUGUCGCCAUAUGAGAACCCUUUCUGGUUCCAAGUAGAACCCUUUUGUGUUCCAUGUAGAACCCUGUGUGGAAAGGGUUCUACAUCGAACCCAAAAGGGUUCUACCUGGAACCAAAAGGGUUCUACCUAGUACCGAAAAGAGUCCUACAAAGGGUUCUCCUAUGUAGACAGCCGAAUGACCCUUUUAGGUUCUAGAUAGCACCUUUUUUUCCCUAAGAGUUUAGCCUGAGAUGUAAGCCGUUUUAUACAUACAGUAUGUUCUACUUAAUAAUGGCGGUUAUUUUGGUCCAUAAGUAGAUGAUGUUGAGUAACUAUGGUGAUCAAAGAUCCGUUUAAAAGCACUUCAUUGCAUUCACCUAUGUGUGUAUAUUCAUUUGUACUAUGUACUGUAUAUGUAUUCUCCAUAUGAUUUAUACGUAUUUCCAUUGUUUUACAAUCCCCUCCAGCCAGGUGUGCUCAGUCUGAGGCUACUGUGUCAUAUUUCAUGUUGGUGAGUUUUGUUAUUGUUUGUGAGUGCAGGAGAAAUGAAUGGAAGAAGAAAUGCAAAUAUGAAUGUUGGGUGUGCCGGGCACCCACAGCAACAUCAUACAGACCCCGUUUCACCGAGGGGUGUACUCUGACAUGAGAUUGAAGCAAACUUCCGACAAAUCCUCCAAUGCUCUCGUUUGAAAAAUAGAGUUACACACAUAUAUUUCAACUAACUGAACACCGGUUUCAGCAAACCCUGUCAAUCUUAGCCAUGAGCUGCUACAUUGCAUGUUUUCCUUUUGAGAAAACAAAGUGUAUAAUAUAACUUGCACUAUUGAAUUGCACGGUGGCAGGAAGGCAAACAAUUUAAGAAAUUAGCUCUCAGAGGUGAGUAAUGAUGACCAGAGUUUUCAUUUAUCAACUGAGUCAUUUUUCCUUUAAGAUAAUUUCUGAUUAAUUGACUUGUGACCCUAAUUAGGUUGAUGUAUUGCAUGGGUGAAGACCCCACAGAUGGUCUACUAAGCCCAUACAGCAGGUCUAUGUAGGACUAUUUGUGGCAGGUCUAUGCAGAACUAUUUGUGGCAGGUCUAUGUAGGACUAUUUUUGCAUUUAAGUUGACCUUAUGACAGGGUGACAUUUUUCUCCAGAGGAGGCUGGUAGGAAAGGCUUAUCGUAAUGGCUGGAGUGGAAUAAAUGGAUUGGAGUCAAACAUAUCAAACAUAUGGAAACCACAUGUUUGACUCCAUUCCAUUAAUUCCAUCCCAUCCAUUAUAAUGACUGUCCUCCUAUAGCUCCUCCCACCAGCCUCCUCUGCAUCUCACACAUACAGUAGGGGCAUUCAUCUUAACUUGACGCUUGCUUUACAAAGGCCUGAUAGAUUGACAUGUAUAACUUCUUUGUCUUUAGCUUAUCGAAGCUACCUGGGUUACAAGUCAUACAUGUGUAUUUUCAGUGUUUCCUAACACCCAUCUCUGUGCAAAAUAGAAAAGCUAAUUGUGAGUCGCUUAUGUUUAGAGGCUGAUAUUUUGAUCCUAACACACAUGAUCCAAUGAGCACAAGCUCUUUUGAUAUUGCUGCUAAAGUUAGAGUUGUUUCUUCUGUCGUUGAAACCUUGUUGGAUGUAACCUACAUUACAGUCUAAAUUGCCUUCGAUGCACACUGAAUGCAAAGCAAGAAAGAAAAUCACAGAUUAUGGAUUUACAUAUGAUUGUUAUGAUGAUAAUGAUUAAAUAGAUAUUAUUUAUUAUCAUGAUUAUUUUGCUGUCAAAAACUAAGCUCACUUAGAUGCCCUCUGCAUUAGAGGUGGAACAUCUUAUACCUGUCUGUACAUCAUUUAGCACAACUUUGUAACGUUUUGAAUCCUUUUGGUUACCAUUGAUUUGUUGGAGCCAGGUUACAUUUCCCUGCACUUGUUGGUUCAAAGGCAAAAUCAUUGUUUUAAGGUGUGUUCCGAUGGGGAGGGGCUGGAAUUAGUACUGUUGGCACAGCUAUGUUAUGUUUUACAAUAAAGCAAGAGAACUGACCUUUUU
This is a messenger RNA of Oncorhynchus mykiss (rainbow trout), 4143 nucleotides long. The record is from RefSeq and is a predicted model, not a curated record. NCBI's taxonomy places the organism in Eukaryota, Metazoa, Chordata, Actinopteri, Salmoniformes, Salmonidae.